UCCUUUGCAUUUACAGAGUAGAGAAUUACUGACCAGUCUUAUGAUACCACCGAAAACUUUUCUUAACUUUAUGACUACUCUGGAGGACCACUACGUCAAAGACAAUCCGUUUCACAAUUCGCUGCAUGCCGCUGACGUGACACAGAGCACAAAUGUGCUACUCAAUACACCGGCAUUGGAAGGUGUAUUUACGCCCCUCGAGGUGGGCGGAGCGCUGUUCGCCGCUUGUAUACACGAUGUUGAUCAUCCUGGCUUAACCAAUCAAUUUUUGGUUAAUUCAAGUUCCGAACUAGCAUUAAUGUACAAUGACGAAUCUGUUUUGGAAAAUCAUCAUUUAGCUGUUGCCUUCAAAUUAUUGCAAAAUCAAGGAUGUGAUAUAUUCUGUAAUAUGCAAAAGAAACAACGCCAAACAUUGAGGAAAAUGGUUAUUGAUAUUGUGCUCUCGACGGACAUGUCCAAGCACAUGAGCCUACUGGCCGAUCUGAAAACUAUGGUGGAGACCAAGAAAGUGGCCGGAUCUGGAGUUCUGCUCCUGGACAACUACACAGAUCGCAUACAGGUACUUGAAAAUCUGGUACACUGCGCUGAUCUGAGCAAUCCCACCAAGCCAUUGCCGCUGUACAAGCGUUGGGUGGCGCUGCUUAUGGAGGAGUUCUUUCUACAGGGCGAUAAGGAACGUGAACAUGGCAUGGACAUCAGUCCGAUGUGCGAUCGCCACAAUGCAACCAUUGAGAAGUCGCAAGUGGGCUUCAUCGAUUACAUUGUGCAUCCGCUGUGGGAGACAUGGGCCGAUCUGGUGCAUCCAGAUGCCCAAGAUAUACUCGAUACGCUUGAAGAGAACAGAGACUACUAUCAGAGCAUGAUACCGCCAUCGCCGCCACCAUCGGCCGCCGAUGAAAUGCCGCAGGACGAGAAGAUACGCUUUCAGGUAACGCUCGAAGAGUCCGAUCAAGAGAAUUUGGCCGAACUGGAGGAGUGUGAUGAGAGCGAGAGCCGAGAUGCCUGCUCCAGCACAACCACAGGGACAACGGCCCCAAGUGCGGCAGGAGGUGGCUCCGCUGGCGGUGGAAAGCCGUCUGGGAGUCAAAAUCAGGCGCCACACGGUGGAAUAUGACGGAGAGUCGUGGGAAUUUAUCGCAAAUUUACGGAAAAGGCGCAUAGCUUCUUCCUAAUACGUUAGUGACUAUAAUUAACAAAAAAAAAAAAGAAAACUUCAACCAAAAAUUUAAGAAAAUUAAAAAAAAAAAACAAAACAAAAAGCUAAAAAAAAAAAAAAAAAAAGAACAAAAAAAAACAAAAGAUUAAGCAAAUGUUUAAAGCAUAAAACCAAAUCAGCAAUAGCUAAAGUACCGUUUAACUUCUAGAGAAAGAACGUAAAAGAAAACAUAAAGAAAAAAAAAACAUAGGAAAUUAGAAAUUUACUUACUGGAAAAUAAGAUCGAUGUGGAAUACACUGGAAACCAAAAAGCAAAUUUAAAGAAAGCGAAAGUAAGAGAAAGAGAAAGAGCAGCAUUAACAUAACAUUAAUAAAUAUCUAAUCCUAAAACCCCCCAAGACCCCCCAAGACAAGGCAAACGCGCAAACGAAAAGCAGAGCAAAGCAAGAGAAAGAAAAAAGAGAAGCUAUCAACAGAAUAAUCCAAAAAUCGGACAUAAGCACAACCAUAGACGUUUUUACUAAUUCGAUUCAAUUAAAUCUUUUGUGUUCUUUUAAUACAUUUUUAAAAGCAAACUCUAGUUUUACCAAAAUCCAAUUUCUGUUAAAUUUAAGUCAACGGCUUGUUUUUUUUUUAUCUAUAUAUAUAAAUUACUUUUUAUUAUAUUGACAAAUCAAGGCCAGGAAGGCAACUCUAGAACAAC
Molecule: messenger RNA, 1859 nt
Organism: Drosophila navojoa
Lineage: Eukaryota; Metazoa; Arthropoda; Insecta; Diptera; Drosophilidae
Gene: dnc
Product: phosphodiesterase dunce
Biological process (GO): signal transduction
Molecular function (GO): 3',5'-cyclic-nucleotide phosphodiesterase activity
Source: RefSeq, a predicted model, not a curated record